GGCCCCGCGCGCGGCCCCCGCCGCCCCCCGUGACGUCACCGCGGCCGUGACGUCACCCGCAGCCCUUUAACGCGGGCGCCAUGACGUCACCGACGCGGGCCCUGACGUCACGCGAGCCCCCCGAGCCCGGCGGGGCCGAGGCCCGGGCGCGGUUCCGGAUCGCGCGGUUCAUCAUGGAGGCGGGUGUGAAGCUGGGGCUGGGCUCCCCCGCCCUGUUCACGGCCUGCGCCGCGUUCCACGCCUUCGCGGCCGCCGCGUCCCCGCCGUCCCCGCGGGACCGGCACCUGGCGGCCGCGGCCGCGCUCUUCGUGGCGGCCAAGGCGCAGGGCACGCCCCGGAGAGCGCGCGACGUGCUCAACGUCACCCUCAG
Pyrgilauda ruficollis (rufous-necked snowfinch) is the source of this 370-nucleotide messenger RNA. Its product is annotated as cyclin-Q-like. The record is from RefSeq and is a predicted model, not a curated record. The annotation marks the transcript as partial. The transcript has 2 exons. Lineage: Eukaryota; Metazoa; Chordata; Aves; Passeriformes; Passeridae.